UAUACAGCAUCGAAUUUGGAGUAAACUUUCGGAGUUUUAUAUUUCUCGAUAUAUACUUUUUUAAAAAGCGCAUGUCCGUCCCCCUUCAGUGUCGGUUAUGUCAUGUAUGUAUGCGUGUGUAUACGCGAUGUGUCAUGUGUGUGUAUGUUAUAUACGUGCUGUGUACAUAAUUCAAUGUGUCUUAACCUAACCUAACCUCCUCAAAAGUGAGCGCAAGAGUUCGUCAAGUCGCACGGACGAACAACAUGUGUGUAUAAAACACGUGUAAUAUUUUUUCUAUUAAUAUAAACAUACGCGACAUGUGUUUCUUUGUGAGAAACGUGUAUACAACAAUUCAUCACUUGAGGCAUUUAUAGAUUCUGUUGUAAACGGUUUUUUUUUUUUUUAACUCAAAAUAAACCAUGCGCCGAGCGCGAAUCAAGGCUUUGGCCGCUGUGCCGGUUCGGAAGAAAUCCGGACCGGUUACGCAGGAUGUAGUUUCUGACGAUACGGGCAACGUGUCCGAUAAGGAGCAGAAAAAAGAAGACACACCCAGUUCUGUCAAAACAGAACAAGAAAUCAUCAAAGAUAUUGCAAAUACACACGAACAGAAAGAAGACGCGUUUGUUAGCGACCUGCCAGCACAAGAAACUUUUAAGGAUGUGAUAAAGACGAUAGAGGAGACUGUUGAGAAGAACCAAGACGAAAUCAAUGUAGUGGAGAGAGAACCGGAAGCAGAAGUAGUUGAAAAACAAAAUGUAGCAUCACCCGCAAAGACAGCAUCUCCGUCAAAAACAUCAUCUUCUUCGAAAACAUUACUACCUCCAAAGAUCAAACUAGCUCCAAAGAGACGCAUGGUUAUUUCAGAAUCAGCGAGAAAACUGGCUGAGGCGAAGAGAGAAUUUUUAUUGAAGCACGAAAAUAAAACACCUGACAGAAGCCAGUUGAGGAUGUACGAUUUGAUAUAUUACAAUCCUGUUACAAAUCCCAUGAAGUCAACAACGGUGCAGAGACAGGAAACAGUAUCUCAAUCGAUAGAACGGAUGGAAGAGGAGGAAGAGGACGAUCCGGCGUCAAUACCGGCGCCGCAAGUGAAAGUAGGUCCCGACGGUCAGUUGAUAAUAGACGAACAAAGUCUCGUGAUCGAACAGACGCACGAGAAGAGACGCCGAGAAAUAAUGGAGAGCGAAGCCAUCAUCGAGGACGAGAACAAUCACAUGGGCGGUUUUUACAAAAAGCACAAGAGAAGCAAAGACUGGCCGAAUUGGGAAACAUUCAAGUUCUAUCAGGUCUUAAAUGUAGUGGGCACCGAUUUCCUAUUGAUGCAGACUCUUUUUCCGAACAGAACCAGACAAGAGAUCAAGCAAAAGUAUAAAAAAGAAGAGCGAGUUAAUCGUCCCUUGGUCGAGAAAGCUCUGAAGUAUCAUCAGGAAUUUGACACCGAAAUGUUGGAGGAGCAGCUGGCGAUGUUGAAGAAUCUAGAAAAUGUUCAGGACGCAAGCAAAACCGUACCGGAUAAACCCGUACAACAAUCACGAAUGGCGAGAAAACUUAAAAAUCGAUUGGUAGCGGACAGCAUCGGAGAGUGCGAAGUAUUGUCCGCCAAUGAGGAAGAAUCUGGAGAAGCGACGGCAACUAACAACGACGACGAUGUGCCACCGAUAAAGACAGGAAACAACGUAGAAGACGCUCAGCAACAAAUAAGAGAAGAGAGCAAAGCUCGAAAAACAAAAGAAAAAGUGAAAAAGCGAGUGAAGAAAAAACGAUCUAAAUCAACGGACAACAGUUCUCUGAAAACGACUGUAUAAGUUUUUGAUUAUCCAGUAAUAUUAAAUUAAAUUAUUUGGAAAUAAUUUAUAAAUUUUUUAAAUUUAAAUCACAG
Molecule: messenger RNA, 1861 nt
Organism: Pseudomyrmex gracilis
Lineage: Eukaryota; Metazoa; Arthropoda; Insecta; Hymenoptera; Formicidae
Gene: Bdp1
Product: transcription factor TFIIIB component B'' homolog
Exons: 3
Coding region: 402-1787 (461 amino acids)
Biological process (GO): RNA polymerase III preinitiation complex assembly
Cellular component (GO): transcription factor TFIIIB complex
Molecular function (GO): TFIIIC-class transcription factor complex binding
Source: RefSeq, a predicted model, not a curated record